AUGUCUGAAACAUGGGACAUGUACGGUAGGCUGGGUGCUAUCGAUAAGACCGCCGCGCUGGGACACAAGACGACGACUAGGAGCAUACUGGUCCAUAUCGGACAUGCCGGACACUUGCGUAAUGCUCUUCGCCGUGCUUCACUUGAUCGCCCUCGCUCUCCAAUCGCGCCGCCGACGACGUUGCGGGCGUUCAGUGACGAAACCCAUCUCCUGUGCCCUGCAUGCUCCGCUCCGCAGAGAGGCGAAGCUUUUCUUUUGGGCGGACGGUACUAUGUAUCUAGCACAUGGGCCGGCUGGUCGGACAGGGCGAAUUAUAGCCAGCAUUGCCAGGUUUUUGGCAAGCAAAAAAGACACUGUGGAGAAGGGUACCGUCCCGUGUGCACUGUACCCUACUCUACAGUGCUUUCCACACUCGAGCGCGUCAUGUGCUCCGGCCACAUGAGUGAAGUGGCGCAACCCCAUCACCGCCUCGUCCUGGCCGCAUUGCCAGCAGCACCACGGGCAGAAGCAGAAGCAGCAGCAGCAGCAGCAGCAGAAGCAUCACGGCCCAAGACUAUCUCGACUACACCCACUCGCAAGACUCUGCCAGCAACACACCCCUUGACAAGCGCAGAAGCCUUCACCCAUCCCUUGCACCCCCCGGCCCCCCCCGAAAAGGGCAUCAAAGCCGCUGCGCUCCUCUCUCUAUCUGGACGCCCAGGGAAGGCUUCUGGAAUCCGUGUCAUGUUGCAACACCACAUGCUCGAUACUCCGCCAACGGCGUCUAGUCCACCCCGUCCAAGUGCGGCUGGUGCUGCUGCUACUGCUGGUGCUGCCCUUCACGGCCGCCUGUUACGGCCGGCCCCCGUGAGAGCUCUUGUGCGUCUCGUCGAGCCAUGGCUCUGCCUGCUUGCUGCGCUGAUCAAGCGCCUCGUUGCUUCUCAUCUCCGGCCAUGCAUGUCCAAAUCGUCAUUUGCACAUUGUGCCCGCCAUGAGCAGCCCGUCGCAAUCUUCGCCCACGCCUAUCCACGUGUGCACAACGCUUUCGCCGUGCCCGUCGGUCAGCUUAGAUCCGACUAA
Messenger RNA from Bipolaris maydis ATCC 48331, 1059 nucleotides. Lineage: Eukaryota; Fungi; Ascomycota; Dothideomycetes; Pleosporales; Pleosporaceae. The record is from RefSeq and is a predicted model, not a curated record.